Messenger RNA from Brachypodium distachyon (stiff brome), 2569 nucleotides. Its product is annotated as probable methyltransferase PMT2. Gene Ontology annotation, cellular component: trans-Golgi network; cytoplasm; endosome. Gene Ontology annotation, molecular function: methyltransferase activity. The record is from RefSeq and is a predicted model, not a curated record. Lineage: Eukaryota; Viridiplantae; Streptophyta; Magnoliopsida; Poales; Poaceae. The transcript is spliced from 5 exons. The coding region runs from base 327 to 2219 and encodes 630 amino acids.
ACUUUUUACUCUGCUUCAUUUGUUUUAAAAAAAUGAUUCUCGACUUGAGUAUACUACUGCAUUUGCAUGCUCCUAAAUUUCUGUAUCUGCCGGCCUCCUUUAUCUCACGCCUCUUCUCUUCUGUGAUCCCAAGAUCCGCUUCUUCCUCCUCUUCUGUUGUGCAUUCCGAACAAACACUAACCACAUCUCCUCCUCUCUCCCGCAACUCUGAUCAGAUGCUACCGCACUGUCCCAAAUUCAUCACUCCACCUCACAUUUUGAGUGAUCCUCUAAAAACUACGGCUUGAUCGUACCAUACCAUAAUCAAGGCUUUCGAUCCCUGAGGCAUGGCGAUCAAGGGCAACUCGGGCGAGUCCAAGGCGCGGAGCCCGGUGGCCAUAGUGGCCGCCGUGGUCCUGUGCUGCUUCUUCUACAUCCUGGGCGCCUGGCAGCGCAGCGGCUACGGCAAGGGCGACCGCAUCGCCGUCGCCAUCACCCACCAAACCGCCGCCCCCUGCUCCAUUUCCUCCUCCACCCCUUCCUCCAACCUCAGCUUCGACACCCACCACACCUCCCCCAAUUCCACCGCCGCCGCUCCGCCAUUACCGCCCUUCCCUCCCUGCCCCGCCUCCCUCUCCGACUACACCCCGUGCCACGACCAGGACCGCGCCAUGAAGUUCCCCCGCAAGAACAUGGCCUACCGCGAGCGCCACUGCCCCGGCCCCGAGGAAUCCUCCGCCCGCCUCCGGUGCCUCAUCCCGGCGCCGUCCGGGUACGUGACGCCGUUCCCGUGGCCCAAGAGCCGGGACCUGGUGCCCUACGCCAACGCGCCCUACAAGAGCCUCACGGUGGAGAAGGCGGUCCAGAACUGGGUCCGCUACGAGGGCGCCGUGCUCCGCUUCCCCGGCGGCGGCACCCAGUUCCCCCGCGGCGCCGACGCCUACAUCGACCAGCUCGCCACAGCCAUCCCCUUCCCCUCCGGCGCCGUCCGCACCGUCCUCGACACGGGAUGUGGCGUCGCCAGCCUGGGCGCCUACCUCGACUCCCGGGGCGUGGUCGCCAUGUCCUUCGCGCCCAGGGACUCCCACGAGGCGCAGGUGCAGUUCGCGCUGGAGCGUGGGGUUCCGGCGUUCAUCGGCGUUCUGGGGUCAGUCAAGCUGCCGUUCCCGGCGUCGGCGUUCGACAUGGCGCACUGCUCCCGGUGCCUGAUUCCCUGGGCCGGCAAUGGCGGGAUGUACAUGAUGGAGGUGGACCGAGUGCUCCGGCCCGGGGGUUACUGGGUUCUCUCCGGCCCGCCGAUCAACUGGAAGGCGAAUUACAGGAAAUGGGAGAGGACGGAGGAGGAUCUUGCUGGGGAGCAGGCGAGGAUCGAGGAGUACGCGAGGAUGUUGUGCUGGGAGAAGGUCGCCGAGAUGGACGAGAUCGGCGUCUGGCGGAAGCGGCUCGACACGGCGGCGCCAUGCCCGGACCGGCCAGCCAACGUCCGGCUCUGCGACACGCCCAACCCCGACGACGUCUGGUACAAGAAUAUAGAGACGUGUGUGACGCCGACCACGGCGGCCAUCGGAGGCCAGCUGGAGCCGUUCCCGGCGCGGCUGAAGGCCCUCCCGCCGCGGAUAGCCGCCGGGGCCGUGCCGGGGUACACCGCCGAGUCGUACGAGGAGGAGAACCGGCAGUGGGAGAAGCAUGUCAGGGCGUACAGGAAGGUGAACUACAGGCUGGACUCGGAGCGGUACCGGAACAUCAUGGACAUGAACGCCGGCGUGGGCGGCUUCGCGGCGGCCGUCUUCUCGCCCAAGUCGUGGGUCAUGAAUGUCGUGCCCACUGCCGCUGAGUUCGCCACCCUUGGCGUGAUCUAUGAGAGGGGCCUCAUCGGCAUCUACCAUGACUGGUGUGAAGCAUUCUCCACUUACCCAAGGACAUAUGACCUCAUCCAUGCCAAUGGAGUCUUCACCCUCUACAGGGACAGGUGCAAGAUGGAGGACAUCCUGCUGGAGAUGGAUAGGAUUCUGCGGCCCGAGGGCACAGUGAUCCUCCGGGACGACGUCGACGUGCUGCUGCAGGUGCAGAGGGUGGCGACCGGUAUGCGGUGGAAGAUGAUGAUGGCGAACCAUGAGGACAGCCCGCACAUCCGAGAGAAGGUGCUCUACGCUGUCAAGCGGUAUUGGACCGUCGACAGCGAUAAGGUCUCAGAAGAGAAGAAGCGAGGCCCUUCGGAGGGAAAGGAUUCGGAGGCAUGAAAUGGUCAGUGAGCCGAGCUGAGGCUGGUGUUCAGGACUCAGGAGGCAACCAGGGAGCAGCAGGAUUUGGGGGUAGGCAUGUGAUUACUUCAAGUUAUUGUGGGGAUUUUUAGAGGGUAGCAGGGUCAUGAACAGGUGCAUUUCUUCUAGGAGUAUUACAUUUCGUAGGAUGGACAAUUCUUUUUUUUUUCAGAAAGUAGAAUGAACAAUUGGACUUAGCAUUUCUGCCUGAGUGUAACAGAUUUCAGAAAUGUGUUAUUACACUCACAAUUUGCAUUUGUUGAUAUUUUCUCAAUUGUGAAGACUGUAACAGUUAUCAAUAAGAACACCUGGGGAACAUACAAGGGUGA